Trachemys scripta elegans is the source of this 5201-nucleotide messenger RNA. RefSeq names its product potassium voltage-gated channel subfamily H member 7 (gene KCNH7). Lineage: Eukaryota; Metazoa; Chordata; Testudines; Emydidae. The coding region runs from base 481 to 4152 and encodes 1223 amino acids. Gene Ontology annotation, cellular component: membrane. The record is from RefSeq and is a predicted model, not a curated record. Gene Ontology annotation, molecular function: inward rectifier potassium channel activity. Gene Ontology annotation, biological process: membrane repolarization during action potential; potassium ion transmembrane transport. The transcript has 18 exons.
GUCACGCUUGAGUAAUCCGAGCUGCUGCGCGCUGUGGUGAAGCCCGGAGGAGGGUGAGGGGGGGGGGGGACGUCACUCCCUCUGGUAGCAAAGCAACAUUAGUCUUCCAUCCCUCUAACCAUCACUACAGCUUGGGAAACUGCCGGGUCACAUCCAUUUGCAUUGGAAAAUUGGCGAUGUUUGGUGGUAGAGAAACAGAUCGAUCACCCUUGUGAUUCCCCCUGCUCCUGUCCCUGCUUACCCCACCCCACCCAGCCUAGAGACAAUAGCAUCCGAGGUCCCCCAGAGGAAGGAGCGGGGAUGGAUCUGAUUCCAGUAGGAAAAGCGUGUGCCUAGAAGUGGUGCUAAUGGGAAGAGAUGCUGUGAUCCAGAGGAGGAUGAUUUGUCACAAAGGGUAGCUGGCUCAGUGCUUUGGGCUGGAGCCGUGUAGAGAUCAUUGAAGAAGUCAUUGUGCACAGGGAGCCGAAGAUCUAUACAAACAUGCCUGUUCGCAGAGGGCAUGUGGCACCACAAAAUACAUUUUUGGGUACAAUCAUACGAAAAUUUGAAGGGCAAAAUAAAAAAUUCAUCAUUGCUAAUGCUAGAGUGCAGAACUGUGCUAUCAUCUACUGCAAUGAUGGGUUUUGUGAGAUGACUGGAUUCUCCAGACCAGAUGUCAUGCAGAAACCUUGCACCUGUGAUUUCCUUCAUGGGCCAGAGACCAAAAGGCAUCACAUUGCUCAGAUUGCUCAGGCACUGCUUGGGUCAGAGGAGAGGAAAGUGGAAGUCACUUAUUAUCACAAAGAUGGGUCCACCUUCAUUUGCAACACCCACAUAAUCCCAGUGAAAAAUCAAGAAGGAGUAGCUAUGAUGUUUAUUAUUAACUUUGAGUAUGUAACAGAUGAUGAGAAUGUGGAGUCUCUAGAGAAGUUCAACCCGAUAUUGCCAGCCAGACUUGUAAACCAUGGCAACAACCUUUCAAGUGGCUCUUCUUCAGGCAAACUUUUUGGAUUCAAGUUACCUGGACUGAGACUCUUAACAUACAGAAAGCAGUCCUUACCACAGGAAGACCCUGAUGCAGUUGUAGUAGAUUCAUCUAAGCACAGUGAUGACUCAGUGGCUAUGAAGCGCUUUAAAUCCCCCACAAAAGAAAGCUGUAGCCCUUCUGAAGUGGAUGACACAAAAGCACUGAUACAGCCCAGCAAAUGUUCUCCUUUGGUUAAUAUAUCAGGACCUCUUGACCAUUCUUCACCUAAACGGCAAUGGGACCAACUUUACCCAGACACGCUGCAGACAAGUAAACCACUAACUCAUUCCAGAUCAAAGGAAAGCAUUUGUAGUAUAAGGAGAGCAUCUUCAGUACAUGAUAUAGAAGGAUUUAACGUCCAUCCUAAAAACGUUUUUAGGGAUCGUCAUGCAAGUGAAGACAAUGGUCGCAAUGUCAAAGUUUCACGCUCCUGGAUGGCAGGGGGGCCUUUCAAUCAUAUCAAGUCAAGUCUAUUGGGAUCCACAUCGGAUUCGAACCUCAACAAAUAUAGCACCAUCAACAAAAUUCCACAGCUCACUCUGAACUUUUCAGAUAUCAAAAAUGACAAAAAGUCUUCAUCGCCUCCUUCUUCAGAGAAAACAAUUAUUGCACCCAAGGUGAAAGAUCGAACGCACAAUGUAACAGAGAAGGUUACCCAGGUUCUAUCUUUAGGAGCAGAUGUUCUGCCAGAAUAUAAACUCCAGACACCUCGCAUCAACAAGUUUACUAUAUUGCACUACAGUCCUUUCAAAGCAGUCUGGGACUGGCUCAUCUUGUUGCUGGUGAUAUAUACUGCCAUAUUCACCCCUUACUCUGCGGCCUUCCUUCUGAACGAUAGCGAAGAACAGAAGAGACGAGUGUGUGGAUAUUCUUGCAGCCCACUGAAUGUGGUAGACUUAAUUGUGGAUAUUAUGUUUAUCAUUGACAUUCUAAUAAACUUCAGAACAACAUAUGUAAACCAGAAUGAAGAAGUGGUAAGUGACCCAGCAAAAAUAGCAAUUCACUACUUCAAAGGCUGGUUCCUAAUUGACAUGGUUGCUGCAAUACCUUUUGACCUGCUGAUUUUUGGAUCUGGCUCUGAUGAGACAACAACGUUAAUUGGUCUUCUGAAGACAGCUAGGCUGCUGCGUUUGGUGAGGGUUGCACGGAAAUUGGACAGAUAUUCAGAAUAUGGUGCUGCAGUUCUGAUGCUCCUUAUGUGCAUAUUUGCACUAAUUGCACACUGGCUUGCUUGCAUUUGGUAUGCCAUUGGGAAUGUAGAAAGGCCUUACUUGAUUAAAAAAAUCGGCUGGUUGGAUUCUCUAGGAGAACAAUUAGGAAAACCCUACAAUGUGACUGAUCAAAGCUCUGGACCAUCCAUCAAGGACAAAUAUGUUACUGCACUUUAUUUUACCUUCAGCAGUCUGACAAGCGUAGGGUUUGGAAAUGUAUCUCCUAACACCAACUCAGAGAAAAUCUUUUCCAUUUGUGUCAUGUUGAUUGGCUCAUUAAUGUAUGCGAGUAUUUUUGGAAAUGUAUCUGCAAUAAUCCAAAGACUGUAUUCGGGAACUGCACGGUAUCACAUGCAGAUGCUGCGAGUAAAAGAGUUUAUACGCUUUCAUCAAAUCCCCAACCCUUUGCGGCAGCGGCUCGAGGAGUACUUCCAGCAUGCGUGGACAUACACCAAUGGCAUUGACAUGAACAUGGUCCUAAAGGGGUUUCCAGAAUGCUUACAAGCUGACAUUUGUCUACACCUCAACCAAAACUUGCUUCAGAACUGCAAAGCUUUCCAGGGGGCCAGUAAAGGUUGUCUCCGAGCUUUAGCUAUGAAGUUUAAGACAACCCAUGCUCCUCCUGGUGACACCUUAGUCCACUGUGGUGAUGUUCUCACAGCUCUUUAUUUCCUGUCAAGAGGCUCCAUUGAAAUCCUCAAGAAUGACAUUGUUGUAGCCAUUCUUGGUAAAAAUGAUAUUUUUGGAGAGAUGGUACAUCUUUAUGCAAAACCAGGGAAAUCAAAUGCAGAUGUGAGAGCUUUAACCUACUGUGACUUGCAUAAGAUCCAGCGAGAAGACCUACUAGAGGUUUUGGAUAUGUAUCCUGAAUUUUCUGAUCUCUUUCUCACCAAUCUAGAACUGACUUUUAAUCUGAGACACGAAACUUCAAAGGUACAUACAGCUGAUCUCAUAAUAAGAUCACAAACCACUAAUGAUUCGGAUGGAGAUAACUGCAAACUUCGAAGAAGGAAAUUGUCCUUUGAAAGUGAAGUAGAGAAAGUCUAUGAUAAAGAAAACAAUCAGAAUGAUCCUGAAGACUCCGUGGAUAAUACUAGACAUUAUCAGUGUACCAAGAAACACUUUGAAGAGAAGAAAAGUGAGUCAUCAUCUUUGGUAUCAUCCAUUGAAGAUGAGCAGAAACCUCUCUUCUCUGAAAUAAUCAAUUACCAAUCAAUGAUAGGAAAAACUACAGGGCUGGACUUCGAAGAAGUGGUGCGUGCAACAGAAAGGAUCCAUAUUGACAAAAGAAGCCAUUCUUGCAGAGACAUCAAUGAUAAAAGAAACUGGGAGUGGGAAAACACUAAGGGGCACCAGGACGUCUCCAGACAGUCAGCAUUACCUCAUGUUACAUGGGGCAUCUGUGAAACUGAAAGUGAGCUGACCUAUGGGGAAGUGGAGCACCGGCUAGAUUUACUUCAAGAACAACUCAACAGGCUUGAAUCCCAAAUGACUGCUGACAUUCAAACCAUCCUGCAGCUUCUGCAGAGGCAGUCAACACUCAUUCCACCUGCAUAUAGUAUAGUGACUGCAAGUGCAGAAUAUCAACAGCCAGCUAUCCGGGUGAUGCAAAGCCUUCAUCCUGUAGUAUCUAUUAAAACAGAUAGAAGCUUCAGUCCUUCAUCACAGUGUCCUGAAUUUCUAGACCUUGAAAAAUCGAAACUUAAAUCCAAAGAAUCCCUCUCAAGUGGAGUGCAUCUUAACACGGCCUCAGAAGACAAUUUGGCUUCUUUUUUAGAACAAGAACAUGACCAGUCUUUAGAGUUUCACCCACAGCGUUAUAAAACUUAUCUUCAUUCCAUUAGGCAUCCUUCCUUGCCAGAUUCUUCCCUAAACACUAUAGGAAUCUUGGGUCUUCAUAGGCAUGUUUCUGAUCCUGGUCUUCCUGGGAAAUAAUCCUUUUAUACUAUUACUUCACAUAAAAUGUAAGUGCUUUUAAUGGCUGUUUUCCUUUUUUUUUUUUUUUUUUUUUUUUUAUUUAAAUCCUCUAUACUUGACUCAGGGGCUACAAGGAUAUACCAUUAUAUGCAAAAGUACUGUAUAUUUUCCUAAAUUUGAAGCUUGUAAGGUAAAGUUGAGCAGUUACGAUGUAAAUAUAUAUAUAUAUAUAUAUAUAUAUAUAAAAACUGUAUGUUCCAAAUGUAAAACUGCCAGCAUUCUCAAGGCACCUUAUAUUUUUUAAUUUUUUUAAAACACAUGCAUGUUCUGAAAUUACAAUUUAUGUUGCAUGGAAAUUACCAUUUACUGCUUUCACUGAAAUGGUACUUUCUUGUGGAUAAGCCUUCAAAGCAAAUAAGAGACCAGGUGAUGAUGAUAAUCCACACGGUCGUAACUCAUACUUCGCUGAGCUCUUUUAGUUCAAACCGAAACCUUCUUCCAACUCACAUUUGAAAAGAUACAAUUAUCCUUCUUGUACUGAGCAUUUUACAGUCAAUAGCCAUCAUUCUGCUGCUUAGAGAAAGAAUAAGAGAACAAUGUCUACCAGGUUCUAAAACAUUAAGAUAUAGUACAGAAAGCAGCCGCUUCAAAGCAAAUUGAAGUAGGUCACUAUUUUAACAGGCAGAACAACAGUACUACACAAUGGGAAAGUACUGUCACUGAUUGCAUCUUCAAGACCAUGCUAACUGAAUAAUUUAUCGGAUUUUUAUUUAGGAUUUUUAUUUUUAUCCUCAUCAUGACUAAAAGGUUGGCUGUCAUAAACAGGCAGGUAGUUCUCAUCUGUCACCCAAACAUAAUCAAAUGCAAUAAAUAUAAUUUCUAUGUAAUACAGAAGACUGUGUUCCUUUUGUUCAGUGCAAACUACUAACAAGCUGUAUAAUUCAAAUAUUUUACAAGUUUUCUUUUUAUAAUUAUCAAAAUUGUUGUUUGUGAUAUCUCUUUUUACCUACUGGUCCCUCCAUAGAGAGCUAGUGAAUAUAUAUAUAUAUAUAUAUAUACACACACAC